AUGCAUAGGCGCGAGAUACCAGUGUGUGAAGUCUGCCAACUUCCAGCGAACCAGACAUGUGGGGGCUGUAAGCUGGUGUAUUACUGUUCAAGGGCUCAUCAAAAGUUGGGAUGGAAGGAAGGGCACAAAACAAAAUGUUGUGCCUACAAGAUUCAAGUCUCAGAUGAGUUGGGGCGACACAUGGUUGCCAUCAGGGACAUCCAGAAAGGUGAAGUGAUAUUAAAAGAAAAGCCAGCUGUUAGCGGUCCGAGAAUAACUUGCCCUGUGCAUUGUUUGUCAUGUGGCAAGAAACUUGAGCCUAUACAAAAAGAUGAUGAAUUAGAUUUCUAUAAAUGCAGUUCGUGUAAAUGGCCAAUGUGUGGUAACGAUUGUGAAAAGGCUGAUGUGCAUCAAGAUGAAUGUAAAUUAAUGAAGAAGCGAAAUUAUAGAUGUGAAAUAAAGUAUGAACGUCCAGAUAAGGCAGAAGCAGCAUAUUGCAUUAUUGCUCCAUUAAGAGUAUUGUUAAUGAAAACAAAUAAUCCUAAACAAUAUGAGAGUAUAAUGAGCUUAGAAUCUCACUUAAAAGACAGAGUAAAUACGCCUUUAUAUCAAGUCUUAAAGGCCAACCUUGUCACGUUUGUUACACAAGUGCUUGGUCUGCCGUUUGACGAGGAAACUAUUUUGAAAGUAGCUUCGAUAUUUGACACAAACUCCUUUGAUGUAAGAUCUCCGGAUGGAUCUAAAAGGUUACGUGCUAUUUAUGUGACAGCUUCAAUGAUGAAUCAUAAUUGUAAGCCUAAUACGCGGCAUAUUUAUCUGAACGAUGAUAACAACUUAGCUCUUAUAGCAACAGUGCCGAUUGCAAAAGGUGAGAUGAUUUUUGCAACAUACACACAAACAUUGUGGGGAACAUUGGAUAGAAGAAGGCAUUUGAAAAUGAACAAAUGUUUCGAAUGCAAAUGCGAAAGAUGUAGUGAUCCAACAGAGUUUGGAACGUAUAUAGGUAAUAUUUAUUGUUCAAUUUGUAACCAUUCAAGCGUAGAUUCAUAUCCACCAACAGAUGCUAUGUUAGUUUCCACCAACCCAUUAGAUGAAACAGCAUCAUGGCAAUGUGAGAAAUGUGGCUACUAUAUACAAAGUAGGCAAAUGGUGUGGGGUAAUAAUGCGCUGAAGCAAGAACUACGGACACUACAUAAGGCGGGACCAAAAGGUUUUGAAGAAUUCAUAAAUAAGUAUAGCUCGACGUUGCAUUCCACUAAUCACUUGGUGAUUCAAGCCAAGUUAGCGCUGAUGCAGAUUUAUGGCAACUAUAAAGGAUACACUUUGACGGAGCUUCCUGACCAUCUUUUAAAACGAAAAGUAGACUUAUGCCACGAGUUACUUGAGGUAGCUGAAAAAUUAGAUCCUGGUUGGUCGAGGUUCCGCGGUACCAUACUGUUGGAACUUCAAGGUGCAUUGAUGAUGCAAACUAAGAGGGACUUUGAAGAAGAUAAACUAACAAAAGAAGGAGCUCAGGAGCAGCUAAUGGAAAGUAUGGCGCUACUUCAAGAAGCUACAAAUAUUUUGAAGACAGAGCCACAUAUGAAGCAAACUUUGGAAACAAAAGUUCAGGAUAUAAAAGCUAUGUUAGAUUGGACUAGUCCC
Messenger RNA from Brenthis ino (lesser marbled fritillary), 1623 nucleotides. The record is from the annotation of a GenBank genome assembly. Lineage: Eukaryota; Metazoa; Arthropoda; Insecta; Lepidoptera; Nymphalidae.